Molecule: messenger RNA, 6992 nt
Organism: Myotis davidii
Lineage: Eukaryota; Metazoa; Chordata; Mammalia; Chiroptera; Vespertilionidae
Gene: NUP210
Product: nucleoporin 210kDa
Exons: 41
Coding region: 1-5772 (1923 amino acids)
Cellular component (GO): nuclear pore
Source: RefSeq, a predicted model, not a curated record
AUGAGCAUUGUGCUGUGUGAUUCUGUAGAGGGCAGCCAGGAGAAGCCUCUGGAGCCGAACUGGAACCUGAGUGGGACCACCUGGAGGGAGCAGCAAGUGCAGGGGCCCUGCGGGGGACUGAGCUUGUUGGAAGAGCACAAACAAGCAGGUUUGAGACACAAUGUGCCUGCUCUGCUGGGUGCUGUGCUGAGUGUAGCCCUAGGAAGGAGCAUCGAAUUCUCUACACAGUCAUCGACCCGGCCAGAGGUGGCCAGCAUCGAGCCACUGGGCCCAGACGAGCAACAGUGCUCCCAGAAGGCGGUGGUGCAAGCCCGUCUGUCCCAGCCUGCCCGCCUGACCAGCAUCAUCUUUGCAGAGGACAUCACCACAGGCCAGGUCCUGCGCUGUGAUGCUAUCGUUGACCUCAUCCAUGGCAUUCAGAUUGUCUCCACGACCCGCGAACUCUACCUGGAGGACUCGCCCCUGGAGCUGAAGAUCCAGGCUCUGGACUCUGAAGGGAACACAUUCAGCACCCUGGCUGGACUGGUCUUUGACUGGACAAUCAUGAAGGACACGGAGGCCAGCCGCUUCUCUGACUCCCACAGUGCACUACGAAUCCUCCCAUUCCUGGAGUCUACCUACACACCUCCUUCCUAUAUAUUAGAAAUGGAGAAGGCGGCCAAGCAAGGGGACACCGUCCUGGUGUCCGGGAUGAAGACCGGGAGUGCCAAGCUCAAGGCUCGCAUCCAGGAGGCCGUGUAUCAGAAUGUCCAUGCUGCGGAGGUGAGGCUACUAAUUUUGGAGAAUAUCCUUCUGAACCCAGCUUAUGAUGUUUACCUGAUGGUGGGGACUUCCAUUUGCUACAAGGUGCAGAAGAUCAGGCAAGGAAAGAUUACAGAACUCUCAAUGCCUUCAGAUCAGUACCAACUGCAGCUUCAAGACCACAUCCAGGGCCCUACGGGAGACCCCAGCCGGCCUGUGGCUGUCUUGGCUCAGGACACAACGACGGUCACUGCCGUGCAGCUGGGACAGAGCAGCCUGGUCCUGGCCUACAAGAGCAUCCGUAUGCAGGGUGCUUCCAGGUUACCUAACAGCACCAUCUACGUGGUGGAACCCGGAUACUUGGGGUUCACAGUCCACCCUGGUGACAGGUGGGUGCUGGAGACUGGACGCGUAUAUGAAAUUACCAUUGACGUGCUUGAUAAGUCUGGCAACAAGGUCUACCCAUCAGAUAACAUCCGCAUUGAAACUGCACUUCCCUCUGAGUUCUUUGAGGUGCUCUCUUCUUCAAAGAAUGGGUCAUCCCAUCAGGUCAGGCCAAUAAAGAGAGGCCAGACGGCUGUGGAGGCAUCCCUCACCUCCGUGGUAGAUCAGGAUGGAGGGGUCCACAUGUUACAAGUGCCUGUGUGGAACCAGCAGGAGGUGGAAAUUCACAUCCCCAUCACCCUCUAUCCCAGCAUCUUGACGUUUCCGUGGCAACCAAAGACAGGCGCCUAUCAGUACGUGAUCAAGGCCCAUGGCGGGAGUGGGAACUUCAGUUGGUCUUCAUCAAACUACGUGGUUGCCACAGUCACUGUCAAGGGUCUGAUGACCACAGGCAGUGACAUGGGACUCAGUGUGAUCCAGGCUCAUGAUGUUCAGAACCCGCUCCAUUUUGGGGAGAUGAAGGUGUAUGUGAUUGAGCCCCGAAGCAUGGAGUUCACCCCAUGCCAAGUGGAGGCACGAGUGGGCCAGACCCUGGAGCUGCCCAUAAGGAUCAAUGGCCUAAUGCCCGGCAGGGCCAACGAGGUGGUCACUCUGAGCGACUGCUCCCACUUAGACUUAGUGGUUGAGGUGGAGAACCAGGGCGUAUUCCAGCUGCUUCCAGGGCGGCUGCAGCCGGGGUCUGAGCACUGCAGCGGUGUCAGCGUAAGAGCCGAGGCCCAGGGGCACACUGUGCUUCUGGUGAGCUACAAACAUGGCCACAUCCACCUGAGUGCCCGCAUCACCAUUGCUGCCUACCUGCCCCUCAAGGCUGUGAACCCCUCCUCUGUUGCCUUGGUGACCCUCGGCUCCUCACAGGAGAUGCUGUUCGAAGGAGGUCCCAGGCCCUGGGUCCUGGAGCCAUCCAAGUUCUUCCGAAAUGUCACCUCUGAGGACACUCACAGCAUCAGUCUGGCUCUCCUUGGGCCCCCUGCCUCCCGUAAUUACCAGCAACAUUGGAUCCUCGUGACUUGCCAGGCCUUGGGCGAACAGGUCAUUGCCCUCUCAGUGGGGAACAAGCCCAGCAUCACCAACCCCUUCCCUGCGCUGGAGCCUGCUGUGGUGAAGUUUGUGUGUGCCACACCCUCCAGGGUGACCCUGACGCCUGUCUACGCCAGCCCCCAGCUGGGCUUGUCCUGUCCGCUGCUGCAGCAGAACAAGCAGGUGGUUCCAGUCUCCAGCCACCGCAACCCGCUCCUGGACUUGACUGUCUAUGACCAGCAGGGCCGCCAGUUCAGUAACUUCAGCUCUCUGAGCAUCCAGUGGGAGUCGACGAGGCCAUUGCUGGCCAGCAUCGAGCUUGACCUACCCAUGCAGCUGGUGUCCCGGGAUGAUGGGAGUGGUCAGAAGUUGCAUGGUUUGCAGGCCAUUUUGGUUCACAAAGCAUCGGGAACCACAGCCAUCUCUGCUACUGCGACUGGCUACCAGCAGUCCCACCUCCUCGCAGCCAGCGUGAAGCAGCCGGUAACUUCAGGGCACAUUGGGGGUGGGGUCUUCUGCUCCUCCUGCAUUCUCUUCAGUUUUAGUGUCCUGAGCUCCUGCACUGGGCCACACCCCUCAGUUCACUGCCCUUCUCUCAUCUUGGUAGAGGAUGUGAGGGUGAGUCCGGAAGAGGUGACCAUCUACAACCACCCUGGAGUACAGGCAGAGCUGCAUAUCAGAGAAGGUUCCGGCUACUUCUUCCUCAACACUAGCACCACUGACAUCGUCAAGGUGGCCUACCAAGAGGCCAGGAGCAGUGCCAUGGUAUACCCUUUGCUCCCGGGCACAUCAACCAUCAUGAUCCACGACUUGUGCCUCGCCUUCCCAGCCCCAGCGAAGGCUGAUGUUUAUGUUUCAGACAUUCAGGAGCUGUACGUCCGAGUGGUAGACAAGGUGGAGAUUGGGAAGACAGUCAAGGCAUAUGUCCGUGUGCUGGACUUGCACAAGAAGCCUUUCCUGGCCAAAUACUUUGCCUUCAUGGACCUGAAGCUCCACGCAGCCUCCCAGAUCGUCACAUUGGUCUCCCUUGACGAGGCCCUUGACAACUACACUGCCACGUUCCACAUCCAUGGUGUGGCUAUUGGCCAGACCAGUCUCACUGCAGCUGUGACUGAUAAAGCUGGACAGAGAAUCAACUCAGCCCCACAACAGAUUGAGGUCUUUCCCCCAUUUAGGCUGAUACCCAGGAAGAUGACGCUGAUUAUUGGGGCCAUGAUGCAGAUCACCUCUGAGGGAGGCCCCCAGCCUCAGUCCAACAUCCUCUUCUCCAUCAGCAACGAGAGCCUGGCAGUGGUGAACUGCGCUGGGCUGGUGCGGGGACUCGCCGUUGGCAAUGGCACCGUGUCCGGGGUCGUCCAGGCCGUGGAUGCUGAGACCGGAAAGCUUGUCAUCGUGUCUCAGCUCCUGCAGGCAGUGAGGAUCCGAGCCCCCAUCACUCGGAUGAGGACAGGGACCCAGAUGCCUGUUUACAUCACUGGAAUCACUAACAACCAGAACCCUUUCUCCUUUGGUAAUGCUGUGCCAGGCCUGACCUUCCACUGGUCGGUCACCAAGAGGGACAUUCUAGAUAUCCGGGGGCGGCACCACGAGGCGUCACUCCAGCUCCCGUCGCAGUACAACUUUGCCAUGACCGUGCACGGCCGGGUAAGAGGCCGGACCGGGCUGAGGGUGGUGGUCAAGGCUCUGGACCCCACAGCUGGGCAGCUGCAUGGCCUCGCCAAAGAACUCUCUGAUGAGAUCCAAAUCCAGGUAUUUGAAAAGCUGAUGCUGCUGAGCCCAGAAAUAGAAGCAGAACAAAUACUAAUGUCACCCAACUCAUUUAUAAAGCUUCAGACAAACAGGGAUGGCACAGCAUCUCUGAGCUACCGUGUCCUGAAUGGGCCCGAGAAGGUUCCCAUCGUGCACAUUAAUGAGAAAGGCUUCCUGGUGUCAGGGCCCACAAUUGGGACUUCUACCAUUGAAGUGACUGCCCAAGAGCCGUUUGGGACCAACCAGACCAUCAUCGUUGCAGUAAAGGUGGCUCCGGUGUCUUACCUGAGGAUCUCCCUGAGCCCUGCCCUGCACACCCGGAACAAUGAGGCUCUGGCUGCCCUGCCUUUGGGAAUGACUGUGACCUUCACUGUCCAUUUCCAUGACAACUCUGGAGAUGUUUUCCAUGCUCACAAUUCGAUCCUCAACUUUGCAACUAACAGGGACGAGUUUGUGCAAAUCGGGAAGGGCACAACCAACAACACCUGCAUCCUCCGCACUGUCAGCGUGGGCCUGACGCUGCUCAGUGUGUGGGACACGGAGCACGCAGGCCUCUUCGACUUUGUCCCAUUGCCUGUCCUACACGCCAUCUCUCCGGAGCUGUCUGGAGCGGUGGUGGUGGGGGACAUCCUCUGUCUGGCCACUGUUCUGGUCAGCCUAGAAGGUCUCUCUGGAACCUGGAGCUCCUCAGACAACAGCAUCCUCCACAUAGACCCCAAGACAGGAGUGGCCGUUGCCUGGGAUGCAGGAUCCGUAACGGUUUACUAUGAGGUUGCUGGGCACCUGAGGACCUACAAGGAGCUAGUGAUUGGCAUCCCUCAAAGGAUUCAAGCCCAUCACAUCCACCCUGUCCAGACCAGCUUCCAGGAGGUCACAGUCUUCAAAGUGAUGGUCACCGUGGGAGACAGAAGCUCUAACCUGAGAGGUGAGUGUUCCGUGGCCCAGGUGGAGGUCAUCAAGAAGCUGAGUCCGGAAUCCCGCAUCAGCUGCCAGGUCCAGUUCAAGCAAGACAUCCUCAAUGUACCGGCCUAUGAUGUAUUCACUGCAGAACCAGCAUUCGAUGCUGCCCUAGGUCGGUACUUGUGCUCGGUCACGAUGCACAGACUGACAGACAAGCAGCUGAAGCACCUGAGCAUGAAGAAGACAGCACUGCUGGUCACAGCCUCCCUCCGGGGCAGCCACUUCUCUGGAGAACAGGUUGGGGUUGAGGUGCCCUUCAGCCCAGGACUGUACACCGACCAGGCUGAAAUCCUUUUGAGCAACCACUAUACCAGCUCCGAGGUUAAGGUCUUUGGUACCAUGGAGAUUCUGGAGAACCUGGAGGUGAAAUCGGGAUCCCCAGCAGUGCUGGUCUUCGAGAAGGAGAAGUCUGUGGGGCUGCCCAGCUCUGUUACAUACACAGUUGGCAUCUCAGACCCUGCGGCUGGCAGCCAGGGACCUCUGUCUACUACUCUGACCUUCUCCAGUCCUAUGACGAGCCAAGCUGUCACCAUCCCAGUGACCGUAGCCUUUGUGAUGGAUCGCCGAGGGCCUGGCCCCUAUGGAGCCGGCCUCUUCCAGCACUUCCUGGAUUCCUACCAAGUCAUGCUCUUCACACUUUUUGCCCUGCUGGCUGGGACCGCGGUCAUGAUCAUAGCUUACCACACGGUCUAUGCCCCCCAGGAGCUCACCGCCCCACCAGCUCUGUCCCACCGAGCCAGCCCUCAGCACAGCUCCCACUAUUUUGCUGCUUCGUCCCCGAUGUCUUCUGUUGCACUGCCUCCUGGUCGCCGAGCUAGCCCUCCCUCAGGGCUGUGGAGCCCUGCCUACACCUCCCACUAGUCAUCGAGCCAGGGGCCGUUCUGCAGCGCCAGCGUGGAGCAAGCCCCUGAUGGUUGCCCAGCCCCAGCCCAGUCCCACUGCUCCUCUGUUCUGAUUUUUAGUUUAGACUGUGCUUAUUGGCUGCUGCUGAUAUAUUGGAGUUUGUUUUACUUCAGUCUUGCAAAGGCGAAGACUUUCUGACUCAUCCCUUUAUGCCUGGUUGUCUAGGGUUUCUGAACAGUGCUUUCAUUUUCCUUGUCUCUACAAUCACUCCCUUCUCAGACUUUGAGCAGCCAGACUGUUUAGAAGUUGUCUAUAGAUGAUGCUACUGCAGUGGUCUCAGGGAAAGGACUUUUUAAUUACUUUUUUAUUUGGGGGCUUUUUUCCCUGUGGAAAUUGCUUUUCCCCUGAUCCAGCUCCUGCUAGGAAAUGAGGGAAGUGAAUGACAGGUGCCCAUGCCCUCCCCGUUUACUGCACAAGAAGCCUCAGGGCCGCAGCGAGUGGGACCCUGAGCCCGCUCAGCCUCACUGAAGUGCUGAGACACAGCAGGGAGUACCAGCCAGGCUGCUUUUGGCCCCUCUUUGGGCCACUGUGAGUAGACUGCUGGCUUUUGUGUUCCUUUGUUUCCUGACCUGUGGAAACAUCUGGAUUCAGCCUCGCCCCCUGGGGACAUCCAAGCUCUCUGUCAGCACAGGAACCUUAGAAUCAUCGUGAAGAAAUGUCCUUGGAGUCAGGAAUCUUUGUGUUCUUUUGGAGAAGCCUCCAUAUUCCCACGCACAAAGACCCAGUGUUAUUUGUCCCUCCUUUUGUAUGACAGUCACACCUCAGCAGAUCUGAGCCGCUACAGUCACACCUCAGCAGAUCCGAGCCUCUGUCCUACCAGCAGGUCUCCAGGCAGCUCCCCAGCAGGUGCAGCCCAGCCAGACCAGUGAGGGGCUGGGAGAAGACAAUGGGGGAAGUCCUCCCUCUUUCCCACUCCUCACUCCCUCUGCCCUGCACCAGGUGGACCUAGAGACACACCCCAGGGCCAGUCUCACGUGGGCGCUGUGUGUGGGGUCUGGUUUGACUCUGAGAUGCAGUGUGAAUCCACUUCGGUCCUUUGGGGUUGUUCUGUGAUUUUGUAAAGCUGAAGACAGGAAGAAUUGUGCCUUGCAUAUUACUUGAGCUCAAACUGACAACUUGGAUGUAAACAGGUUUAUUUCUACUUGGUUUAUUUAAUAAAGCUCAGUAUAAUUUCUUAA